This is a messenger RNA of Cajanus cajan (pigeon pea), 1716 nucleotides long. Its product is annotated as cytochrome P450 71D9. The record is from RefSeq and is a predicted model, not a curated record. Gene Ontology annotation, molecular function: iron ion binding; heme binding; oxidoreductase activity, acting on paired donors, with incorporation or reduction of molecular oxygen. NCBI's taxonomy places the organism in Eukaryota, Viridiplantae, Streptophyta, Magnoliopsida, Fabales, Fabaceae.
AUGGAUCUUCAAUUCCUCUACUUUACAUCUAUUUUCUCCAUUUUCAUGUUUAUGACACACAGGAUACUAACCAAAAAAUCUUCCACAACUCCAAAUUUACCACCAGGGCCAUGGAAGCUACCAGUCAUAGGGAACAUACACAACCUUAUUGGCUCUCCACUUCCCCAUCAUCGACUAAGAGAUUUAUCAGCAAAAUAUGGACCCUUGAUGCAUCUGAAGCUUGGAGAGGUUCCUACCGUUGUGGUUUCAUCCCCAGUGUAUGCCAAGGAGGUUAUGAAAACGCAUGAUCACAUCUUUGCAUCAAGGCCUCAUGUCCUAGCUGCAGAGAUAAUGGACUAUAAUUUCAAGGGUGUAGCUUUCACACCUUAUGGUGAUUAUUGGAGACAGAUGAAGAAGAUCAUGACACUGGAGCUACUAAGCUCAAAACGAGUCCAAUCUUUCCAACCUAUCAGAGAGGAAGUGCUCACUGAUUUCAUCAAAUGGAUUGCUACAAAAGAAGGAGAAUCUUUUAAUAUUACCAAAGAAAUGACCUCAACAGUAUUUACAAUUACUGCAAGGACAGCCCUUGGCAACAAGUGCAGGCACCAUCAGAAACUGAUAUCAGUGGUAAAGGAAGCUACAAUAAUUUCUGGAGGUUUUGACUUGGGAGAUUUGUACCCUUCUGCAAAAUGGCUUCAGCAUAUGUCUGGGUUGAAGCCUAAGCUUGAGAAGUUGCAUCAACAAGCUGACCAGAUAAUGCAACAAAUCAUCAAUGAACAUAGAGAGUCUAAGUCGAGAGCCACAGAAGAGCAAGGUGAAGAAGUGGAUGAAGUUCUUCUGGAUGUGCUCUUGAAGCAGGAGUUUUGCUUAGGUGAUGAUAGUAUCAAGGCUGUGAUCUGGGAUAUCUUUGGAGGUGGGAGUGAUACAUCAUCUGCAACUAUAACAUGGGCAAUGGCAGAAAUGAUUAAAAAUCCAAGAACAAUGGAAAAGGUACAAGCUGAGGUAAGAAAGGUAUUUGAUAAAGAAGGAAAACCUAAUGGAAGUUGCAUGGAGAACCUAAAAUAUUUGAAAUCUGUUGUUAGUGAGACUUUAAGAUUACACCCUCCUGGUCCUCUUUUGCUUCCAAGAGAAUGUAGACAAGCCUGUGAGAUCAAUGGGUAUCAUAUACCUAUGAAAAGCAAGAUCAUAGUAAAUGCUUGGGCAAUUGCAAGAGAUCAAAAUGUGUGGACUGAGGCUGAGAGGUUUUAUCCUGAGAGGUUUAUUGAAAGUUCUGUUGACUACAAAGGCAAUAAUUUUAAGUUCAUUCCAUUUGGUGCUGGAAGGAGAAUGUGUCCAGGCCUCACAUUUGGCUUGAGCAACGUUGAGUACACACUUGCAAUGUUGAUGUAUCAUUUUAAUUGGAAGCUUCCCAAUGGAGUGAAAAAUGAAGAUUUGGACAUGACUGAGAUAUUUGGAAUAACAGUUACUCGAAAAGAUGAUUUAUAUCUCAUUCCCAAAACAUUUCAUACUAAGUCGACUACUCCAUAAGCUCUCUCCAUUCGGCAAUGUUUGUUGGUGUAUAUAUAUAUAUAAAAAUAAAGGAUGUCCACCGUUACUGUUAUAUCCUCUAAAGUUUUAAUCGAUGAUUUUCACAUCUCUUAAAUAAGAAAUAAUUCAUGUAAAAUUAUGUUCACUAUUCCUAUUUAACAAUAAAUUACUUGUCAUCAGCUUUAUUUUGUUCUUAAUUAAUAUAUUGGA